GAGCAGCAGCCGCUUUUUAAACUCAGCCUGUCCCGCUGCUGCUGCUGCUGCUGCUGCUAGCCAAGCGACACAUCCGCUGCCGGUCUGUGGAGAUGCGCCCGGUUAAACUUUCUUAGAUAAAACCGGCCCUCUCAGCGCCUUCAGGGCCGAGCAUACCGGCAUGGUUUGUAAAGGAUGGAAACGGACGAAGUGUCGAUUAGAGAGCAGCUUUUCCACAACCGCGUCCGGGAGGCGAUAAUCUGUGUCCUCCUGUUUACGUGCCUGUACAUGGUGUGCUACCUGGUCCUCACACACUUCAAAAAGGCUGCGGAGUUUGUCACGGACGACAUCGAAGAUGCCACCGUCAACAAAAUUGCGCUCUGGUUGUGCACGUUCACGCUGUCUGUCGCCGCGUGCGCUGUGCUGCUUCUGCCCAUCUCCAUCCUGUCAAACGAGGUGCUGCUCACCUUCCCGCACAGCUACUACAUGCAGUGGCUCAACGGAUCCCUCAUCCACGGGUUAUGGAACGUAGUGUUUUUGUUCUCCAACCUGUCCCUCGUCUUCCUCAUGCCUUUUGCAUAUUUCUUCACUGAGUCAGAGGGAUUUGCUGGAUCCAAAAAGGGAGUAAUGGCGCGGGUUUACGAAGCUGUUGUCCUGCUGAUCCUGUUGGCGCUCCUUGUGCUGGGCAUUGUGUGGGUGGCAUCAGCCCUCCUCCAUGACAACAUCGCCAGAAAGAGCCUCUACGACCUGUGGGAGUAUUACCUGCCAUACCUGUACUCGGGGAUCUCUCUGUUCGGAGUGCUGCUGCUUUUGCUGUGCACCCCGUUUGGGUUGUCUCGAAUGUUCAGUGUUACCGGCAGCCUGCUGGUCAAACCUCGGCUCCUGGAGGACGUGGAAGACACGCUGAGCUGCACCGCGUUCGAAGAGGAUUCGCUCCGCAGGAAGCUGAAUUGUAAGCGUCCUGAAGGUGGCAGUCCAUCCUGCUGGGUGAAGCUGAACAUGGAGGCCAUGAGAAAGGAGUACCAAACAGUUCAGAGCAGACGUGUCGCCCUGGAGAUGCGGAGGAAAGCGUCGGCGUGGCAGCGCAACCUGGGCUACCCUUUGGCGAUGCUAAUGCUCCUCGCACUGACGGUGAUGUGCGUGCUGAUGGUCUGCUUCAACGUGUUGGAGCUGCUGCUGGACGACACGGCCAUGCCCCGCGGGAUGGAGGACCCUCACCUGGGACUAGCCUCCUUCUCCAUGUUCGGCUCACUGGGUGCUGCUGUUCAAGUAGUCCUCAUCCUCUACCUAAUGGUGUCCUCAGUGGUGGGCUUUUACAGCUCCCCUCUCUUCUGUGGCCUCCUGCCUCGUGCAAAAGACACUAACCUCACACAGAUCAUCGCAAACUGUGUUUCGCUGCUGAUUCUGAGCUCUGCACUGCCCGUUUUUUCACGCACACUAGGGAUCACCCGCUUCGACUUGCUGGGAGACUUCGGGCGGUACAACUGGCUGGGGAACUUCUACGUUGUGUUCCUGUACAACAUGCUGUUCGCUGGUCUCACCUCUGCCUCCCUCACAAAGACGGUCACCUGGGCGGUGCAGAGAGAGCUCAUCCGUGCCUUUGGACUCGACAGGUUGCCUUUAACCGUGUCGCGGUCCACCAUCCCGUUGAAGCUCCUCCUGGCCAGCGGGCUGUCUAAGAUCCAGUGACCUCGCUUCUCACUCCUCGCCACUGGUUGUUCUAACCUUCUUUUUUAAAAAGGCCAAGUCACUUUGAACGUGCACCAGCGAUUCAGGCCUCCUCCCGGCUGUCAGAAAAGCCCGGGGACCUCCCCUCCCCGCCUUUAAAAGCGACGGGCGAAGACGAGCCCGCCUGCUGUGCGCCCAUGUUGGCGUGCUUCGUGAACAAUGCGUCCGGAUCCGAAACUGCGCCGCUAUGAGCCAAGUCAUCGUGGGCAAGAAAAAAAAAAAGAAAUGGAGCCAUAAUGGGAGUCCUGCCUUUCUGAACAAUAAAAAGUCACCGGUAUUAUUGUGAAACUUCACGUUAAAGCUGUGUCGUUAAUCCCUCUUCCUCCGGGCAGCGCUUCCUUGGUACUCAAGCGGAUUCCUUGCAUGUUGCACAACUGUCAUAAGAUCGUGAAUCUUCGGCCUUCGGGCGUUUUGUGGGUCCGGUUCUCGACGUCUCUUUGAGAUGCAGAGACUUUGCUGUACGUCCGUCUAGAGGUUAUGCAGGGAAUUGUUCUAGUGAAUGCCGCUUUUUUUUCCCUCGGCAUAUAGUAGCAUUUCAUGAGAGGAUUUUUAAAUGGCAGUAAGCCUACUUGUGAUGAGAACUGUACUUUUUUUUUUUUUUUUUUUUUUAGGAGGAAACAAUGUCUUAACCUUUUUAAUGUAAACUGUCCUUGUGAGGAACUGCUGCCUUGACCAAUCAAACUGUGAAUCAUUACCAUCCUGUGUGGGAUUGUGCAAUAUUUCCUGCAUAUAAGCACACUUUGGAACUCUACCAAAAAGUCCUGUUAGAACCUGCUUUACCAAAUUCUUGUUUAUCUUAUACUUUUUUUUUUAUGUUUGAAUUUUUUAGAAACAUUUCUUAAUAAUAAAAAAAAAACACAAUUUGACCCUCAGGGCUUUCAGUGUUUUCCAAACCGGGGUUUUGCCUUGCUGGUGCAAAACCCCAUAAUCUCAGCAUGAUGUCACCAUCGGCUGCGUCGUCGCUGCUUUUGCUCCUGCAUCAGCAGCUUGUUUGCCGUCGGUUUCGACCAGCAGGGGUCGGUGCAUCUCAGACAGGCUUCGUUAUAGAAGACUGUCGACUUCUACCUGCUCCGUUAACGAUUAAUCUGAACUUUACGCACACGAGCCACGAAUUUUACCCACCGGUGUCGUUCGUUCUGGCUCUCAGAAACAGGAAGUGUGCAUUGUUUUCUAUUUACGGGUCUUGUGGGUUUCAUUUCGUCAUGUUUUGUGACUGUAAAUAUUUAAAGUGAUGCUGCAAGUUGAGGAAAAAAAAAAAGUCUGUUUACUUUAUAAACUUCUCUGGUGUUUCA
Messenger RNA from Fundulus heteroclitus (mummichog), 2999 nucleotides. RefSeq names its product limb region 1 homolog-like protein. The record is from RefSeq and is a predicted model, not a curated record. Bases 175 to 1668 code for a protein of 497 amino acids. The transcript is spliced from 17 exons. Gene Ontology annotation, molecular function: transmembrane signaling receptor activity. Gene Ontology annotation, biological process: receptor-mediated endocytosis; signal transduction. Lineage: Eukaryota; Metazoa; Chordata; Actinopteri; Cyprinodontiformes; Fundulidae.